Molecule: messenger RNA, 3621 nt
Organism: Mytilus trossulus (common blue mussel)
Lineage: Eukaryota; Metazoa; Mollusca; Bivalvia; Mytilida; Mytilidae
Product: ankyrin-2-like
Exons: 1
Coding region: 1-3621 (1206 amino acids)
Molecular function (GO): protein binding
Source: RefSeq, a predicted model, not a curated record
AUGGGAAAGACCCUGACUGCACAAAAUAUAGCGCUAAAGUUAUCUGACGAAAAGGAGUAUAAAAUUGAGCCUUGUAUUGAUGUUAAAGAUAUCAAGAGGCGAUACAAGCAAAAUAUUCGUCAGGUAUUUUUUGUAGAUGACAUAUGUGGAAAAUAUGCAGCAAAUAUCAAUGAUAUUGAGAACUGGCUUAAAAUUGUGGAGUUUGUUGAAUGCAUUCUAGAAAAGGGCAAGACAAAAAUAGUAGCCACUUGUCGUACUGAAGUGUUUAAUGAAGAAGCUUUUCAAGAAGCUUUUAAGUUAUUAAGAAAAGAUGUUUACAAGUUAACAGUUAAAUAUUCGCUUAAAGAUAAAAUAAAAAUAGCCAGUAAAUACCUUAAAAAGGAUGACAAAAUAUUGUUAGAUAUUUUGGGAAAUGUUGAUUUUUCCCCAAUAAUGUGCUUCUUGUACUCACAGCAUGUCAAGUUUGAGAUUAAAGAGUUUCUAAAUAGUCCGUAUGAAACAUUUCUAAUGGAAUGGAAUCAGCUGAAAUAUUUUGAUAAAGAGAAAUUCUGUGUAUUGUUACUAUGCGUUAUUUAUAACGGCAGAAUUGAUGAAGCAAUAUGUGAUGUUUUUAACAAGUUACAUACAGAUGAAAAAAAGAAAUUGAAGAACAUUUUUGAAUGUUGCAAAUUAGGUCGAGAUACAUCUCGGUCUAUACUGAAAGACAAAUUGUACGCGUGUGUUGACACUUACUUUAUUAAAGUGGAUAAAGCAUACAAAGUUAUACACGACAAAAUGUUUGACUUUUUAUGUUGUUAUUUUGGUAAAACAUUCAUUGCACCGAUUCUAAAAUUUGCAGAUGAUAAACUUAUAUGUGAACGUGUACAAUUAGAGUCGAUACAAAAACCACAUGGUGAGUUUACAAUAGUUAUACCUUCAACAGAGGAACACAAAUACAAUGAACGGCUACGAGCGGACCUUGAGAGUGGAAAGAUACAUUGUUGUUUGAACAAUGUGCAAAUGAGAUAUAAAGAAUAUAGGUAUAAGUUUUUAGAUGUUGUAAAGGAUUUCAACGAUGACACUAAAAGACGAUUUAUUGACUUAAAGGACGAAAAUGGGAAUACGACCUUCAUUAUUUUAUGCUUACGAGGUUAUGAAGAACUUGUUGAACUUUUUAUAUCUUUUGGAGCUGAUGUUGAAGCUCGGAAUGGUUGGUUCGCACCUUUGACCGCUGCGUGUCGUGAUGGGCAUUUAGGGACAGUAGAAAUUCUUCUUGGAAAAGGUUCAAAGGUGAAUCAGACUAAUAUUGAUGGAGAAACACCACUAUAUACUGCAUGUAUUUGUGGUCAUUACGGUAUAGUUAAACGUCUGCUAGAGGUACGUGCUGAUAUAAACAAACCAAAUAAAUAUUAUCGUACCCCUUUAUAUGUUUCUUGUUUAGGUGGUUAUGAAAACAUCGUAAGAUUGUUAAUAGACGAAGGGGCAACCGUUUGUUAUUGUAGCGAUUUACUUAUUGGAGCCACUUAUGGAGGUCAUGACAAAAUAGUUGAAAUUCUUAUUAAUAAAAAAUGCGAUAUAAAUUGUGUUGAUUUCCGGGGGAGAACAGCAUUAUUCAUUGCAUGCGAGGAAGGCUUUGCUCAAAUCGUUAAGUUGCUUCUUGAUAACAAUGCUGACACAUGCAAGAACGAUUGUGAAGGUAAAACACCCCUACAUGCUGCUCGUAUUGCUGGGAAUGAUAAUAUAGUAAGCAUGGUGACUCAACACAAUUCAAAUGUUAACAUACUAAAAACAUGUCAAACACCCGAAAUUACCAGACAUAUGCUACCAUUCGGGUGGACACCUUUGCUACCAUUCGGGUGGACACCUUUAUAUGAAGCAUGUACGCGGGGAGACAUUAAAACUAUCCAGUCAUUCAUUGAAAGCGAUGCAAACGUAAACAUGGCAAACACAGACGGCGAAACGCCUUUGGUUGCAGCUUGUCAACAAGGCAAUGGGCAGCUAAUUGAUAUGUUACUGAAUGAGGGAGCAGGAAUAUUUCAAGCAUUGAUAAUAGCCGUACAAAACAACUAUCACAGCGUAUUCAAACUUCUUGUAUGUAAAGAAGUAGCUCGAGGCUAUAAAAAAGAUAACGUACUUGGUUGGAAAUCGCUCAUGACAUUAGCAGGUAAAAGAGGCUCAAUUUUUGCAGUCAAUUAUCUUAUAGAAAAAGAUGUUGACGUAAACCAAAUUGACGACAAUGAACAUGCACCUAUAUGCAUUGCAUGCAAUAAUGGCUACGAUGAAAUUGUUGAGUUACUCUUAAAAAAUGGCACAACAUCAAACUAUCACUGUAUAAAGGACGGCAAAACACCCUUAUACUUUGCAUGCAAACUUGGAUUUGAUAAAAUAGCAGAAACUCUGCUUGUAAAUGGAGCGAAUUUUAAACAAAAAGAGGAAGACGGAAAAACAUUGCUCCACAUUGCUAAAAAUAGCAAAGUAUUUAAACUUUUAUUAGACAAAGGUUUAGAUUACUGCAUACCAGAUAAGGAUGGCAGAUACCCUCUUUUCGAAUCAAUGAAUAAAGGUUUUGAUGAUAUAUCAGAGUUUCUGGUAGAAAUGAAGUCCCUUAUAGCCAUCUCAGCGGAUGAUAAUAAGACAGCUCUGAUUUCUGUAUUUGAUAAAGGAAAUACAAAAUUAUUAACCUUGCUUGUAUCAAAAGGUUAUACAAAUGCACUACCAAAUUUUAACAAAACCAUGUUGUAUUAUGCUAAUAGGCUAGGAGUAUUUGAAAAGGUUAAGAAUCUUCUUCAAGAUAAUGCCAGUUAUAAGAACAUAUAUGAAUAUGGAUACACACCUAUGAUAAUAGCUGAUAUUGCCGGAGAUGAUAACUUAUCGCACUUUCUUCAAAGUAAGGAAUGCAAACAUUUUCAUAGACAAAAUACUUCCAAUUUCCACUUAAAAGGCGAAGUUGUAUAUGUAGCGAAUAUAGGAGAGGAUGAAAAAGUAUUUAGUAUUACACAAGAAAAGUACCGGUAUCUGUUCCGAGCAUGUAUGACCGGGAAAAUAGAAGAAACAAUGCUCAAUAGUAUCAACACUAUUAAGUUUUUCAAAUCAAAGGAACCGACUGGUAGUAUUUGGUUUGAACAAACUCCAUUGUGUUUAGCCAGUAGGAGAGGACACACUGAAGUUGUUAAACUUCUGUUAAAAUAUGGUGCAAAGGUAGACCUCACUUUCGAAGACCGUAAAUUAGAAAACGUUGAUGAUUCAUCCCGUAUUAUUCGAUAUGGAUAUACUCCAUUGUUUGCUGCUCUACAAAGGAAAUAUUACAAAAUAGUUGAAAUGCUUUUAGAAAGUGGAGCCAGUUUAAACAAAGCCUUAUAUGAUGCUUGUCGGGAAGGUUACUUUGACACUGCUAAAUUUCUUCUAGAUAAAGGAGCUGGUCGUAAUGUUAAUUCAAUAUGUCGGUUUGGUCAGACAGCUUUGGAUGCUGCUUGCAUCGGUGGAUCCUAUACAUUAAUUGAACUUCUGAUAGCGCAAGGUGCAAUACUUGAUACAAAAUCAAUUACAGGAACAUCAAAUUUUGAUUUUUAUCAUGAGAUUUUCAAACUUUGGGAAGAAAGGAACGAAACAACGGGAAACAUCGCACAAGCUUUGCUGCAUUAA